AUGUGGAUCCAAAACUCUAUUACAUGGUCUCCGAAUCUUAUUCUAUUCCCAUUUGUCGCAUGGCUCUGUCAUGAUUGGAGAACGAUGUCCGUUGUUAUUGCAGCUGCUUCGAUUGCAACUUUCUUCGCAGUUUUCCUUCUCGAAGAAUCUCCUCGUUGGUUGAUCCAAAAGGGAAGACUCGAUGAAGCCCGUAAAAAUCCGAAAAACCGAUAG
Molecule: messenger RNA, 213 nt
Organism: Caenorhabditis remanei
Lineage: Eukaryota; Metazoa; Nematoda; Chromadorea; Rhabditida; Rhabditidae
Exons: 2
Coding region: 1-213 (70 amino acids)
Biological process (GO): transmembrane transport
Cellular component (GO): membrane
Molecular function (GO): transmembrane transporter activity
Source: RefSeq, a predicted model, not a curated record